CGCGAACGUGGCCCGGGAAAACGGGCACGGGGUUGGGCUUGGGGGGAAGGGAGCGGGGAAGAAUAAAGCUCCCGGGGACGAGUCCAGCUCCGACGAAGAUGACGUGAAAAUGCUGGACCCGCAGAGGAGGGAAAUGCGCAACGUGCGGAAAACCAUCGAGAAAAUGACGGGGAAAAAACAGAGCGCGAAAGAGGUAGAAGAAGAUAUGCAGUGUAACGAUAGAUAAUAAGUUGUACAUGUAAUGCAUGAAACAAAUUGUUCACCAUGAUUCACCCUGUGGACGAAGAAAGUGCAACUGGGAAAUUUUCCACUUUGUAUACUGUGUUGUUAAUCGCACUUGAAGUUAAAAGUUAAACUUACAAGAAAAACUACAGCUCGCGAUGCAGGAGUUUGAGAAACCGGACGCCCAAGUGGCUUUCGAGCUGUUGCGCGCCAUCAUUCUCCUUGGGUGGGUCUUGUAUCCCGUGGGCUACCUCGUGGGCUACGUCACGGCGGAGAAGGUGGACGGACAUCUGGUUCUGCGAAAUCGCGAAGAAAAGGCGCUCAACCGUAUAUAAGGAAUGCUUUCCACUAUUUUUCAUGUUUUACGAAUUUGUUCGAGGUCGUAUAAAGGGAGGUAGCUUAGCAGCAGUGUAGGAGCAACAUACCAAGUUUCGAUCUAGUAAUGUUGCAGCUCAUCAUGCCAAUUAAAGAAAACACCAUAAAACACCACCCAACCACAGUUAUCUACAACGUGGCCGACCUGCUGAACAAGUGCGCCUUCGGUUUUUGCGUCUUCUUUGCCGCUAACAGUGUGAGCGAACGGGAGAAAGCGAACCGAAAUUCGGACCUGGAGCAGAACAAGAAGAUGAGUUCUUUGCAGCAGCAGCAGCAGCAGCAGCAGCCGGCGAACCGUUUCCAGCUGGGACAUCUCGGACAGUGGCCGACCUUUGGGAUGAUGGCACCACCAGUGGGAGCUCCCGGUGGUGGGCCGGGCGCGAGUAGUGGUGCUGGUGGUCACCAGCACACCUCAUUUUUCGGCGGCAGCCCAACGUUGCUAAAGGACAGCACGUAUAUUCGAUAUUUUCUGGAUUUCGUGUGGUAAGUAGGUAGAGUGUUGGAGUUGGAUCAACAUAAAUAUGGAUUGCUUUGCAUGUAGUAGUUAUCAUGUGAACGACGGACGAAGGCCAUUCUUCACGACAGUAGUCCUCCACCUCUUCUUCUCAAAACGAAAAAACAGCAAGAGUCGCGACGCCAGUCCAUCGAAGCAGAACAAGUUCACCAUUGAGGGUUACGUUUCCCCAACCAGCAACGCAAGCCCGGCACACCAGGCGAAUAUCGUGAGCACGGUGUUGCACGCGGCGGCAGAAUCGGUGUCACCAACCGCAGGAACGAGUCCGAAGAAGGAAAACGAAAAUCUGAAAGACGAGGAGGAGCAAGACGAGGAGACACGGAAGAAAAAAGAGGCAAAGACGAGCAGCAGCUCCACCAGCGGUCACCACCAGGGUGGUCAACAGUUUCAGAAUGGAAUGUUCGGCGGAGGUCCGAUGAUGAUACCCGGCAGCCCAUUCCCCCAGUAUGGCGGACCAGGCGGGACGAUGAUACCGACGAUGCCGAUGUUUCCCCACGGACAUCACCCAAUGAUGGACCCCAGCAUGUACAGCUUUUUCCCUAUCAAAUGCAUAUAUGUCUGGGUCUGGAAACUUGUGAUGCUAAAAUGUGCAUGAUGAAAACACUUCCGAAUGCAGCCCAGCAUUAAAACAAAACGCUUUCUCAUAGGCAAUCCGCAUGAGAAACUGCGUUUUUGCAUGACAAAAGAGGCUGCAAUGCAGAUUUUGUUGGUUAUGGAUGCAAUACAGAUUUUCCAGGAAUGUAGAGCUAGCAUUACAAGGUCCAUCCUUCCAGACCCAGACACUUUUGCCGUGCAUAUUCCCGCCCGGUGCACCACUGCACCAGCACCCCGGCGGUGGCAUGUACGGAGGGGGUGGGCCUGGCGGGGCAGCGGCGAUGGGCAACGGCAUGUCAUCAGCAACAUCGGCCGGAGGAGCAGCUUUCGCAGGCCAAAUGAGUGCGGGUGGUCCGAACCAAAUGGCGAACGUGGUUCCCGGCGGGAGACCGACGUUCGAGCAGACGCCGGCGUCGUCUCAGCAGAUCAUCCAAAAUCCGAAUUUCGGCCGGGGCAGGCCGGGGAACGACACCCCGUCGGACUUUGACGACAUCGAACUACCAAUGCCGCCACCGAAAAAUAAGCAGAACCAAGCGCAGCGGGCAAGCAUCUCGAUCGACCCAGCGACCGGGGGCAUUUCCUUCGGCGGUGGGGGCGGGUCUGGAGGCGGUGGUGGUGGCGGCAAGAGAAAAAGCAGCAUCAUGGUACUAUGCAAAUCGACCCAACUACAUAAGUUGCUGAUGAAGGAGAUGCGGUAGCGUUUUUUUUCUUGUGUAAGUUCAACUUCAAGUAGUUUUUUCAUCACAUAUAAAACACAGAUGAACCCGGAGACCGGCGGAAUUUCCAUCGGCGAUCCCAAGUCGGGCGGCAUGGAAAUCGUACUGAAGCAAAACAAACGGAGCUCCGCAACCAAGGGGUCACCAAAUCGCAGCAAGGAGCAGAUGAUUGUCAUCGGAUAAUGUUUUGUUUCUACUGAAGGUGG
This is a messenger RNA of Amoebophrya sp. A120, 2627 nucleotides long. Lineage: Eukaryota; Dinophyceae; Syndiniales; Amoebophryaceae. The record is from the annotation of a GenBank genome assembly.